Messenger RNA from Arabidopsis thaliana (thale cress), 3987 nucleotides. Its product is annotated as DEA(D/H)-box RNA helicase family protein. The coding region runs from base 119 to 3460 and encodes 1113 amino acids. Lineage: Eukaryota; Viridiplantae; Streptophyta; Magnoliopsida; Brassicales; Brassicaceae. Gene Ontology annotation, molecular function: ATP hydrolysis activity; nucleic acid binding; RNA helicase activity. The transcript has 19 exons. The record is from RefSeq and is marked reviewed. Gene Ontology annotation, cellular component: mitochondrion.
GUAAAAUUGGCAUAGUUGCAAGUUCAGUGUUAGAAGAAGCAGCGGAGAUCUCUCUCCCUCUUUAUAGUUUACUUUUGACUUACAGUAGAGAGAGUUUAGAGUUUUGAAUUUGGCUCCGAUGACGAAUCGUCUUCCUCCUUCGCUGUACGUUCCGCCUCACCAGCGCCUUGGUUCCGAUUACGGCUUCAAUCCUGUUCCUCUCUCUCCAGUUCGCUAUGUCUCCGCUUAUGAUGACCGCGUUUCCGAGGAUCGCCAACCGCAGGAGGGUACCUUUCACUGUGCCGACUUGGAUGAUUGGAAUAAGAGAUUUUCAAUGCUUUUGAAAGAUUCUUUAAAGCAAGAAGUUAUUUCCAGGGAGAAAAAAGAUAGACGGGAUUUUGAUAAACUUGCUGCUCUGGCUACAACCCUGGGAUUGUAUAGUCAUGCAUAUGCUAAGGUUGUUGUCUUCAGUAAGAUCCCACUCCCCAACUAUAGGUUUGAUUUAGAUGACAAGAAGCCACAGAGGGAGGUGAAUUUGCAUACUGACCUUCUUCAAAGAGUUGAAGCUUACCUCACAGAAUACCUCAGUAAAAGCUCUAAUAGGAUAGAUAGAGUCCCUGCCAAUUCCGUCUCAAGAACUAGUAGCAUUAGCAGUACUGAUGAAUGGUUUUCUGAGCAACCACUACCCAUCUCUGCCACCAAAAUUCUUUGGCAAAGGAGUUUGCAGCUGCGUGAUCGACAACAAUAUUGGCAGGCAUCCGUAGAAGGCCAAAGAAUGUUGGAUUCUCGUACAAGUCUCCCUGCUUUCAAGCAAAGGCAUUCAGUAUUGACAGCUAUUUCACAAAAUCAGGUUAUUGUUAUCUCUGGAGAAACAGGUUGCGGCAAGACCACACAAAUCCCGCAGUUUAUUUUAGAAUCCGAGAUUGAAGCAAACCGUGGAGCUUUUUCCAGUAUCAUAUGUACUCAACCAAGGAGAAUAUCUGCUAUGUCUGUUUCGGAGAGGGUUGCUUACGAGAGAGGAGAGCAGUUGGGUGAAUCUGUUGGAUAUAAAGUUCGAUUGGAAGGUGUUAAAGGAAGAGAUACCCGCUUACUCUUCUGCACCACAGGCAUUUUGUUGAGACGCUUGUUGGUAGAUAGAAAUUUAAGAGGAGUUACUCAUGUUAUCGUGGAUGAAAUUCAUGAGCGUGGAAUGAAUGAAGAUUUCCUUCUUAUCAUUCUUAAGGAUCUGCUAUCUCGUCGCUCAGAGCUUAAGCUGAUUUUGAUGAGUGCAACUUUAGAUGCGGAGCUUUUCUCGUCAUACUUUGGUGGGGCAGGUGUCAUUUAUAUUCCAGGAUUUACAUAUCCAGUUCGUAGUCAUUUCCUAGAGGAUAUUCUGGAGAUGACCCGGUACAGAUUGACUCCAUACAAUCAAAUUGAUGAUUAUGGUCAAGAAAGAACGUGGAAGAUGAACAAACAGAUCCCAAAAAAACGGAAGAGCCAAAUUACCUUUGUCGUUGAGGACGCACUGAGAGCAGCUGACUUCAAGGAGUUUAGCCCUGAGACUCGAGAGUCUUUAUCUUGUUGGUAUCCUGAUUGCAUUGGUUUUAACCUCAUAGAAUUUCUCCUUUGCAAUAUAUGUGAGAAUGAGGGUCCUGGUGGUAUUUUAAUUUUUUUGACUGGGUGGGAUGAUAUCAGCUCUCUGAAAGAAAAACUGCAGAUUCAUCCGAUCUUUGGCAACCCAGAUUUGGUUAUGUUGCUUGCCUGCCAUGGUUCUAUGGAAACUUUUGAGCAGAGGUUAAUAUUUGAAGAACCUGCAAGUGGAGUAAGAAAGAUAGUCCUAGCCACUAAUAUCGCAGAAACGAGCAUCACGAUCAAUGAUGUUGCUUUUGUCAUUGACUGUGGAAAGGCAAAAGAGACCUCCUAUGAUGCAUUAAACAAUACCCCCUGUUUGCUUCCUUCUUGGAUUUCCAAGGUUUCAGCUCAGCAGAGAAGAGGAAGAGCCGGUCGUGUUCGACCUGGACAGUGUUACCAUCUUUACCCAAAGUGCGUAUAUGAUGCUUUUGCAGAAUAUCAGUUGCCUGAAAUUUUAAGGACGCCUUUACACUCACUGUGCCUGCAAAUCAAAAGCUUAAACCUCGGAAGCAUAUCCGAGUUCUUGUCAAGGGCGCUGCAAUCUCCUGAACUACUAGCCGUUCAAAAGGCCAUCGCAUUUCUGAAGAUAAUUGGCGCAUUGGAUGAGAAUGAAGACCUCACGACUCUAGGUCGUUAUUUGUCCAAGCUUCCCAUGGAGCCAAAGCUUGGAAAAAUGCUCAUACUAGGAGCUAUUCUUGGUUGCCUUGAUCCCAUAUUGACUGUUGCGGCUGGCCUGAGUGUGAGAGAUCCUUUCUUGACACCUCAGGACAAGAAAGAUCUCGCAGAAGCCGCAAAGUCCCAGUUUUCACGUGAUCACAGUGAUCAUCUUGCACUUGUUCGGGCAUAUGAGGGGUGGAAAAAAGCUGAGGAAGAGUCUGCUGUAUAUGAUUACUGCUGGAAAAACUUUCUGUCAAUACAGUCGCUGAGAGCUAUUGAUUCUCUUCGAAAAGAGUUCUUCUCAUUACUCAAAGAUACUGGACUUAUAGAUGGAAACCCAUCGAUCUGCAAUUCAGAGGGGAAUGAUGCAAAUCUUACCCGAGCAGUUAUUUGCUAUGGCAUGUAUCCAGGAAUCUGCUCAGUUGUGCAUAAUGAGAGAUCAUUUUCCCUGAAGACGAUGGAGGAUGGCCAAGUUCUUCUUUACUCAAAUUCUGAAAAUGCAAGGGAGACAAAAAUACCAUAUCCGUGGUUGGUUUUCAACGAGAAGAUAAAAGUGAACUCCGUUUUCUUGAGGGAUUCGACAGCCUGCUCUGACUCUACUCUUAUCCUCUUUGGCGGUAGCAUCUCCAAAGGAGACACUGAUGGCCACCUGAAAAUGUUGGGAGGAUACUUGGAGUUUUUCAUGAAACCUGAUGUUGCAGAGAUAUACCAAACCUUGAAGAAAGAGCUUGACGAGCUAAUACAGAACAAACUACUUAAUCCUAAAGUGGAUAUGCAAGCACACCGUGAACUCUUAUCAGCUAUACGGUUGUUGGUCUCUGAGGAUGGAUGUGAUGGAAGAUUUGUGUUUGGUCACCAAAUACUUAGGCCUUUGGAAAUAUCGGCGUUGUCAACAAAACCGUCAUUGUUUUCAAGGACCGAAAGUGGGCCGGGGGGUGACAAUUCCAAAAGUCAGCUCCAAACAAUACUCACGAGGGCUGGUUAUACAGUACCGAUGUAUAAGACUAAGCAGUUGAAGAACAACAAGUUCCAAACAACAGUAGAGUUUAACGAGACACAGAUCAUGGGACAGCCUUGCAGCAACAAGAAGAGUGCUGAGAAGGAUGCGGCAGCUGAAGCUAUACAAUGGCUGAAGGGAGGGGCUAAGGAAAGUCAUGAGCAGGUGAAUCAUAUGUCAAAGCUGCUGAAGAAAGGCAAGAAAGAUCACCUCUGAUUGAGACCAAUGCAGAAAGUGAUACAGUCAGUGGGCUUCAAGGCUCAAAGGCUCUAUUAGAAUUGCACGUAUUAUAGAUUAACCAUGGUUUGGUGUGGGUAAUGGCAAGUAACUAUGGUUAAGCUUAUGUUGUGCUCAUGAGUCUUAUCUAUAUAAGAAGUCUAAGAGAGUUAGGAGAGUUUUAUGAGUAUUUAGUGAGUAAUCUAGGGGAGUGGGAGGAGCUCCAUCAACAAAUUCCUCAAGGUCUUGUAAUUAUCGGUCUUAUUAUCUAUGAAAAACCAUUUUCUAUAAGCAAAUCUUAUCAGAAAGAAGGCAUUUUUAUGGAGUCCAUAAUUUUUCUGGGCGAGACAGAGCAAAACUGGGAAGACAAAGGAUAGACUCCAAGCAUCUCUUUGUGAUCAAACGGAGCUGAAGGGAGAUAAAUGCUCAUAAUAUGACACAGAAAGGGUGGAGAUGGGGAGCACACUUCGUUGGUGCAAGCACAAAAGUGAGAGUCUGAGAGAGAUAGAGUCGAUCUGGAUAUGGUG